ACUGACGAGCAAUGGCAAAUCCAACGCGAGACGAGAUGAAAAAUAAUUUUCCUCCCGCACGCAUUAAAUAUUCACAUCGCCGAUAUAAGCCAAUUACUUUGUGAUAAAUUUUCAUCUUGGCACUCGCCCUACAAAGGGAGAAUUUUAAUUUUCGGAAUCCCGAGGGAACAUUCCGCGUUUGCCUUUCAGCAGUGACGUCGUGCCCGCUUGGCUGGAGGGUAUAAAUGGGCCGCACACCCUGCCACCCCCGAUCAAACCACCUGCUGCAGUCUGAGACCGUCACAUCUUCGGCAGUUCUCUCAGGCAGAUUUUGGAAAAUGCGAAGCUGCGUUUUGUGGCUCGCGUUGCUGUGCGCCGUGGUUUUGCUCGCCCUGCAGAGGGGCGCCGGUGCAAAGGCAACUCCCGUGGCGGCCAAGGCGGCCGUCGACAGCGUCCCACGGCUUACCAGACUGGCCAGACAAAAUUCGCAAUCUUCUUCCGGUCCAGGGGAAAUCCUCAUAGGAGCUAGAAUUCCGAGAAGGCAGCGUCCAGUGGAGGGUUGGAUGCUGCUGGACCAGCUGGACGCGUUGGUGGACGAGCAGGAGAAGCGCGAGUUUGACGACUAUGGUCACAUGCGCUUCGGCAAACGCACGCAGCAGGCGGCCGGCGGCUUCGACGACUACGGGCACAUGAGGUUCGGCCGCUCCGGCGCAGCGGCCGACUGAUAUGCCAUCCCCGCAACCCCCGGUCCCGCGGCCCUCCCCCUGUCAGCCGCCACAAAUGUGUAGUUGAGUGAAAAAAAAUUAAUAAAAUUAUAACACGAGAUAUACAAAAAUAUUAUCGAUUUGUAAUGUUUGAAAACGAAAAAUGAUGGCUCAAAUAUAGAUGAAAAUGUCUAUGUGAAGGUGAAACGAAUAAAAGGAGUUUGGAA
Molecule: messenger RNA, 910 nt
Organism: Cloeon dipterum
Lineage: Eukaryota; Metazoa; Arthropoda; Insecta; Ephemeroptera; Baetidae
Gene: Dsk
Product: Drosulfakinin
Exons: 3
Coding region: 225-704 (159 amino acids)
Source: RefSeq, a predicted model, not a curated record